Molecule: messenger RNA, 1620 nt
Organism: Saprolegnia parasitica CBS 223.65
Lineage: Eukaryota; Oomycota; Saprolegniomycetes; Saprolegniales; Saprolegniaceae
Exons: 1
Coding region: 1-1599 (532 amino acids)
Biological process (GO): activation of GTPase activity; nucleocytoplasmic transport
Cellular component (GO): perinuclear region of cytoplasm; cytosol; nucleus
Molecular function (GO): small GTPase binding; GTPase activator activity
Source: RefSeq, a predicted model, not a curated record
AUGCGUGAGGAUGGUCUCGCAGACGACCUCGUGCAGCGCAUCGCCGAGUGCGUCGAGACGUCGGCCGACAUGCGCGCGUACGUCCUGGCCAUGCCACUUGCCGUGCUUACGUCGCCGCUGGCGGCGCUUCGCCGGCUCUACGAGGCGCUGGACGCACGCGUGCUCACGGUCCUGCCCGGCGACGCCUUUUACCCGCAGCGCAUCUCGCUGUGGCCGCAGCUGCGCGUGCCGCAGUCGAUUCCGCUCGCACGGCUCCGAGACGAUCUCACCGCUGCGCUGCCCCUCUACCCGUGGGUCGUCCAAGAGAGUAUCGACAUGCCACUGCCAUUUGCACUACGCCCUCAUACCAAAAUCAAGCUGCGCACGUGUGUGACGCCCGCCCAGCUCGGUCGCCUCGAGAACUUGCACAAUCUCUGCGCGCUGGACCUGCUCUUGGUGCACACCAGCGACCGCGUGUCGCUCGUCGAGUUGUUCCGCCACCUCCCGGCCGUCCACUGCGUCUCGGUGCUCUGGCGGCAAAAGCCAACGACCGCUGUCGUGGCCGAUGCGCUAGAAGCGAUUGCGACGUCCGCGUCGGUUCAAAAUCUGGUGUGGACCAUGUCGCUCACGGCGGGCAAGUGGGACGAGGCAUGCCGGGAGCUCUUGGCCGCCUUCUUGUCGUCGUCGCCGCUCACCAGCGUGAGCUUGCGCGGCCUGAACGCUGGGCCCAUGGCUGCGACGACGGCGACCGCGGUGGUUGCGAAUGCUAGCAUCGCUCGCCUCGAGCUGCACGAUGCACGUGUCAUUUCGACGCUCUUUCAGCUCGCACCCUCCGUGCCGUCACACUGGACGUCAUUGCGCCUGCACGGCGUGGCAGCCGACGAUCUGCCGCGAAUCGCAUCGGCCGUGACAGCUUCGAGGAUACGACACCUCUCGAUCGCACUGAAGCCGGGCAACAUCAUCGUCGACGAAGACGAGCGGCAUGGCUCCGCGAUCCUCGCGAUGCUCUCGUCCUUACCUUGUCUGCAGUCGCUCGACCUCUCGUCGAUGCUGCUGCCAAGCGUUGAAGUCAUUGCCGCUGUCCUGCCGCAGCUUGUGCAGCUUGGCUUGUCCGAGAACGACCUCCAUGACGACGGCGUCGUGGUCCUCGCAAGAGCUUUGCCGCUGUGCCGCCGACUGCGCUCGCUGCGCCUGCGCCGACAAGGCUGCUCCGAUGCCGGCGCCGUUGCUCUCGCAUCCACUUUGUCAAAAGCACCGUCGCUUCGGACGCUCGAUGUCUCGGGCAACUGCAUUGGUUCCAAGGGUGGAGCUCUCCUCGCCGCAGAGAUCCCGCAACUGCUGGACGUGGAUCUAAGCAACAACCAAAUCGGCUACGAGGGCGCAUUAGCGCUCAGCCGCAUGGUGCCAAAGACAACGCACAUGGAAAACAUCAACCUCGAAGGCAACCCGCUGUAUGUCGACGGCGUCCUGGCCAUCGUCGAGGGCGUCGCACGAUCGCCGUACCGCGUUGGUAGUGUGCAGCUCAGCCGGACGCUGGCCAAUCCGUCGCACAUCCAAGAGUGUUUGAACCGCAUUGGAGAGCUCCCCGACCCCGCGUGGUGCAUAUUUCUUGAUACGUAAAAAUUGAAUGGUUGUUUUGGG